Messenger RNA from Galdieria sulphuraria, 1021 nucleotides. RefSeq names its product protein-L-isoaspartate(D-aspartate) O-methyltransferase. Bases 10 to 951 code for a protein of 313 amino acids. Lineage: Eukaryota; Rhodophyta; Bangiophyceae; Galdieriales; Galdieriaceae. The record is from RefSeq and is a predicted model, not a curated record. Gene Ontology annotation, molecular function: protein-L-isoaspartate (D-aspartate) O-methyltransferase activity. The transcript has 3 exons. Gene Ontology annotation, biological process: protein modification process. Gene Ontology annotation, cellular component: cytoplasm.
CGAUGUUGAAUGUGGAACAACUCUGGUUGGAGUAGAAAUAAAUUUGGGAUCGACGGCUGGUCCGUUCAAAGUAAUAAGACUUUUUUUGUCAGUUUCAUUAGUUCAGUGAGAAGCCUAAGCAACUGGUACUCCACCCUUAUAUCACGUAAAUCAUACAAAGGGGUUUUCUUUCUAGAGAGAAGAACUUUACAGAUAGCACAAAUUGGUUGUGGGGAACGUGUUGGUCGACAGUUAUUUCGAAAGAGGUUUCUAUAUCAAUAUAAUAUUCGUAGAGCCAUGGCAUGGCUCUCUCGUGGUAGGAACCAGGCCGAAUUGGUAAAGGCACUGAAGGAAAAUGGACUGAUAAAAACGGAAAGAGUUGAGAGGACGUUGCUUGCUGUAGAUAGAGGCCAUUUCUGUAAAUAUAGACCUUAUGAAGAUGCUCCACAACCCAUUGGUUGGAAUGCGACCAUAAGUGCUCCACAUAUGCACGUGACGUGUUUAGAAUUGCUCAACGAACACUUGAAACCUGGAAGUAAGGCAUUAGAUAUUGGGUCGGGUUCUGGUUAUUUAACAGCUUGUAUGGGUAUUAUGGUUAGACCAAAGGGUCUCGUUGUGGGUAUUGAACACAUUCCGGGUCUUGCUCAACAGUCUCUUGAGAACAUUGAAAGGAGCCAGAAGAGUUUAUUGGAAGAAGGGGUUGUAAGAGUUAUGGUAGAUGAUGGAAGGAAAGGCUUCCUGGAGGGUGCGCCAUUUGACGCUAUUCAUGUCGGUGCUGCAGCAGGUACCGUUCCUCGAGUACUUUUAGACCAAUUGGCUCCUGGUGGUCGCAUGUUGAUACCAGAAGGUACGUCAGAACAAGAGUUGGUUCAAUAUGACAAGGCAAAAGAUGGCACGGUUUCGAAAAAGCAUAUUACCUUUGUUAGAUAUGUUCCGCUUUGCUCUCUGGAUCAGCAAAUUCGUGGCAUAUAGUUGACUUUAUUGCUGAUAUUAUUCGAACUCUACAUGUCCUGUUAGAAGGAAGAAACAAAGUUAACUCACU